This is a messenger RNA of Tarenaya hassleriana, 2561 nucleotides long. RefSeq names its product homeobox-leucine zipper protein GLABRA 2. The transcript has 11 exons. Bases 118 to 2382 code for a protein of 754 amino acids. Lineage: Eukaryota; Viridiplantae; Streptophyta; Magnoliopsida; Brassicales; Cleomaceae. The record is from RefSeq and is a predicted model, not a curated record. Gene Ontology annotation, molecular function: DNA binding; lipid binding; DNA-binding transcription factor activity, RNA polymerase II-specific. Gene Ontology annotation, biological process: regulation of DNA-templated transcription.
GUUAUAAAUCCUCAUAUAUAUUCCCUUGAAUUAUAUAGCUGUAUAUAUAUAAAUACGACCACACCAAAGCGAAAGGAGGAGACAGAACAUAAGAAAAAGAGGGGAGGAGAGAGUGUCAUGGCCGUCGACAUGUCCAAUCCUCCCACCAAAGACUUUCUUUCUUCCCCAGCCCUCUCCCUCAGCCUCGCGGGGAUAUUCCGGGACGCGGCGUCCGGGAGCAAGAACGCGGAGGAAGAGGAGGAGAUUGAUUUCUACAGAGACGGAGGAGGAAGAAAUCAGACGGUUGAGAUCAGCAGCGAGAACUCCGUACCGACCAGAUCAAGAUCGGAGGACGAUUUCGAAGGUGAUGAUCACGAUGACGAUGACGACGAUCCUACCAAGAACAAGAAGAAGAAGCGCAAGAAGUAUCAUCGCCACACCGCCGACCAAAUCAGGCACAUGGAAGCACUAUUCAAAGAGACACCGCAUCCGGAUGAGAAGCAAAGACAGCAACUAAGCAAGCAAUUAGGUCUUGCUCCUCGCCAGGUCAAGUUCUGGUUCCAAAACCGUCGAACCCAGAUCAAGGCGAUACAAGAAAGGCACGAGAACUCACUGCUGAAAUCAGAACUGGAGAAACUGAGAGAUGAGAACAAAGCCAUGAGAGAGUCCAUUGCCAAGGCUUGCUGCCCUAACUGCGGCCUCCCCUCCUCCACUUCCACCGCCCCCGACGACCACCACCUCCGCCUCGAAUAUGCCAAACUCAAAGCCGAGGUGGAAAGGCUGAGAGCCAGCACGGGGAAGUACUCUCAGAAUCAACAGGCGUCUGCAUCGACCACGACAUCUUCCUCGGAUGAUCAUCAUGAGCAGAGAUUAGUAAGCUCUCUGGAUUUAUACACAGGAAUCUUUGGACUUGACAAGUCAAGAAUCUUGGAGAUGGCGAACCGGGCGACCGAUGAGCUCCAGAAGAUGGCCAAAGCGGGAGAGCCUCUCUGGAUCAGAAGCGUGGAGACAGGCCAUGAGAUUCUCAACUACGACGAAUACCUCAAGGAGUUUCCACUGCCUCAGCUCUCCUCCUCCUCCUCCUCCAAGAAAUCCAUCGAAGCUUCCAGAGAGGUUGGCAUCGUCUUCAUGGAUAUUCAGAAACUCCUCCACAGUUUCAUGGACGUGAACCAAUGGAAGGAGAUGUUUCCAUGCAUGAUCUCGAAGGCGGAAACAGUGGAUAUAGUUCGACAGGGGGAAGGCCCAAAUGGGAUCAACGGCGCCAUUCAGCUGAUGUUUGGGGAGAUACAGAUGCUGACGCCGGUGGUGGCAAGCAGGGAAGUGUACUUCGUGAGAGCGUGCAGGCAGCUGAGCCCCGACAAAUGGGCCAUCGUCGAUGUCUCCAUUGACAACGUCGAAGACAACAUCGACGCUUCUUUGGUCAAAUGCAGGAAACGUCCAUCUGGUUGCAUCAUAGAGGACAAAUCCAAUGGCCAUUGCAAGGUGACAUGGGUGGAGCACCUAGAAUGCCAGAAGAGCACUGUUCACACGCUGUACCGUUCCGUAGUCAACAGCGGUCUUGCCUUUGGCGCUCGCCAUUGGAUUGCCACACUUCAGCUCCAGUGCGAACGCCUAGUCUUCUUCAUGGCUACCAACGUCCCCACCAAAGACUCUAUCGGUAUCUAUACACACACACACAUACAUUAUAUAUAUAUAUAUUCUCGACACUGGCGGGGAGGAUUCUACCGAGCCAUUGGAGCAUCGAGCUACCAUCAAUGGAGCAGAAUCACGACCAAAACAGGAGAAGACAUUCGGGUUUCUUCAAGGAAGAAUCUAAACGACCCGGGCGAGCCCUUGGGAGUCAUCGUCUGUGCCGCUUCCUCUCUAUGGUUACCUGUUCCUCCCACCGUCCUCUUCGAUUUCUUGAGGGAUGAAACUCGAAGGCACGAGUGGGAUAUUCUGACAAACGGAGCUCAUGUUCAGUCAAUUGCAAGCUUAUCAAAAGGCCAAGACCGAGGCAACUCCGUCACUGUCCAUGCAGUGAAAACGAGAGAGAAGAGCAUGUGGGUGCUGCAAGACAGCUGCACAAACUCGUACGAGUCGGCAGUGAUAUACGCCCCCGUCGAUAUAAACGCGACCCAGGUAGCGAUGGGAGGACGCGAUCCGAGCGACAUCCAGAUCCUACCGUCCGGUUUCUCCAUCAUACCCGACGGCGAAGAGUCGCGGCCACUGGUCAUAAGGUCUUCGAGACAGGACGAGAAGAACAGCGAAGGAGGGUCACUCCUCACCGUCGCACUGCAGUCCCCUGUCGUCCACGCUUCCAUUUCCGCCAAACCCACGAGGGACUCUGUCGAAUCGGUCACGGCCAUUGUCUCCAUCAUUCUUCAGAACAUUAAGAGAUGCCUUCGUAUCGAAGAUAGUUGAGCUCUUCCGACUCAUUUGUCGCUUCUUUCUUGAUGAUAAUCUUGGCGUACGUUGUUUGUUAUUAUGGUGUCAAGGGUUGACGAAGUAUAUCCGUGUAUCAUAAUGUAUAGCUGUGCACUAAAGUUUGUAUAAAGAAGCCUUUUGGGGCUUCCUACUAAUCAAUUGAAUCUUUCUCUCUC